ACAAUUCGACGACGAUAACGACACACGUUUUGUUCGAUAUUCUUUUGCCACUCAAAUCUCAUCCUUAAUGCCACGUCCGGUACCCCGCAAUGAACACCAAAGCCAGCGUGGGACGCGGACGACGUCAUCGUCGCCCGCUGUCAGGUCUCGCCGUGCCCGACGGUCCCGGUCGCCCGGGAAGCGCGGGCGCACAAGUCCUUCCAAGAGGCGCCAGAGGAGCCGCCCGCGGGGUACCUACCCUUCGCCUCGCCGAAGGGCAAACCACGCGCAAGUCUUCGACGCUACGCGUAUGCCGCCCACUGCCUUCUCCGGGGUCCCGUCGUACUCCACCGUAAGCGAGGAGCUGCCGCACAACGAGAGAAACACCGCUGCCAGCCUGCGGAACCUCCCAGGUGAUGACCAGUCACAAGACGUCCUCAUGAGAUCGAGUGCCGUUGUCCUAACUGUUGCAUUCGUCAUGCUUCUGGGAGUCGCUUGCGUUGUAAUUGCCCACAGAACCGGAGGCCAAAUUGCUUCUUCGUUGCCAACGCGCGUAUCGAAUUACGCCAGGCCGCCCAUCGAUAAAGCGGCGCCAAACACUGUUCACUCUAAGAACGGCCCAACCGAAAUUGCCGUCAAGAACCUAGACCCCACACCACUUGGUGGUCUGCGAAACGUGCCUCGAAACAUGCAUAGCGCAUUAGGGGCAUUUCUUCGCAAGACCCACAGGCCACGAUCUUUAGGAAAUGGGUACGAGUGCACAACGGAGGGUUGCUCCAAGGAAGGGGAGCGACUGGCCAGCCAAAUGGACUCUCUCUUGAACCCGUGCGAUAAUUUCUACGAACACAUCUGCGCCAACUGGGCCGAAGAACAUCCCGUCCCGAAAGGGGGUGGUCACGUAUCCUAUCGCUCGACACUGGUAGAGUUUGUUGAGAAACGACUCGACGAAGUCGUCCGUGAGGAAUUGCGUAAGAUUCUUUCGGCGCCCUUGUCCUUCAAUGUGCUGUCCAGCCAAGGAAAGGCUAUCCUUUUGAGGAAUGCUUGCAUGUCUGAAGAGCGUCUUAACGAUCGUGGCCUGCGACCGCUGAAGGAGGCUCUUGCAAGUCUGCACCUUCAUGAGUGGCCAACUGUGAAGAUAGAGUUCAACGUCUCUCUAAUCGAGAAAGUUGCCGCUGCUCUUGCGUCUCGGCUGGGUGUGUUUCCUCUUGUGUCCGUCAGCGUCGAACGAGAUCCCGACGACAGUGAAAAGUACGUAAUUGCCAUGGACGAACCUUCACGAGAAGUUAUUCGGAGAAACGAGUUUUUCCUCAACGAACACGAAAUGCUCGAAUAUGAGAGCGUCGUGCGUAAAGCGUUCGACAAAUUGAGUAACCCUGCGCUGUCCGACCUCCUCGGCAGCGCUGUUCUCGGGUUGGAGGACGAAGUCGCGCAAGCUACCCUUCCGAAAACACCUCAGGAAGAAAAGGUACGCCGGCAUAUAAAGAUGCAAGUGAAUGAGCUGCCGUACUGUAGUAAACUCCGAUGGGUGAGGUUCUUGAAUAAGACUUUCGAAAAAAUACGUCCGGUUACUCAUAGGGAGGUCGUUCUGGUCAAAAACUUGCCCUUCCUGAAGAAGCUCGUGGAAGUUCUGGAAGGCCGUCAGCGACGAACCAUCAUCAACUACCUCGGGUUUAAGGCGUACACAGUGUUCUCCUUGCUCCUACCACCGAGAUCGGAUGGUGAUAUCACAAAGUAUUAUGGUCGAAUACUAACGGGGCGCCAUCAAAAUGUUCCACGUUGGCGGCUGUGCCUUCGCAUGGCCGAAGACGCCAUGCCCUUCGCAUUCUUGUCCAUGUACCACGACAUGUUCGUCAAAGAUCACAACGUUCUCAAUCUCCGCUCGUCCAUCAGCAGAAUGAAGGAUUUCUUAGGCAGCUCGGUCGAAAACAUCACAUGGCUGUCCGGUCGCGACGUACCGAAGGCACUUGAGAAAGUCAAACAGCUCGACUUCGUGGACUUCUUCCCUGGUUGGGUUCUCAGUGAAGAAGAGAGGAACGUCUUCUACGAGACAGUGCAGUAUGUUCCAGUGGGAAACGUGCUCCUCAGCCUAGUAAAUGCCAGAGCCACGCACGUGGGCCAUCGAUUUCGCCAACUUGUGCACAGCCUUAAGCGUACCAGUUGGUUCGGCUCUGUCUUCGACAUCCACGCAACGUACGAUCCGCUCAACAACACCAUCUACGUGCCCAUGGCAAUGUUCGUCGAGCCAAUGGGUUUCGACAGCACCGAUACACCACUGUACGUACCACGAACGCUCGUCGACGUUGCCAACAUACUUAUGAGCAUCGUGUCUGGAUACGGCUCCCUCUUCAGCACUCAGGACAAGGCGCACGAGUGGUGGACAACAGCAACGAAGGAAUCGUAUAAAAACUACAGCAGCUGUCUUGCGACGCAGUAUAACAAGUCGCUAAGCAUGAGCCUGGCCGGAGCUCUGUACCGUGAUUUUACCGUAGAGCCCAAUGUCAGGGAUAAUGCGGCUCUGCCGUUUCUGUACGAGAUGUACAAGGCGAGCUUGAAAGAUCAUGGCAUCCGCGGUCAUUCCCUGUUGGCCAAUGUGCCCAAUGCCACUACUGAGCAACUUUUCUUCGUUGUUUAUGCUACGAGGUUCUGCGAAAAUGCGAACGAGGGAUACGUGGAGAUGCAUCUCAAGAAUGUGCCUCUGGCAUUGCCGUCGGACAGGGUCAAUAUCCCGCUGUGGAACAGCUUUCAAUUCACGGAUGCCUAUCACUGCCGCAAAGGCAGCAAUAUGAACCCGUUUAAGAAGUGCAAGUUCUGGAAAUUUCAAUGAAAGUGCUAAAGUAAAUAUGGAUAGCCUCUGCAUCGCGUAUGACGAUGGCAGCAAGCUUCCGCUAUUAUCUUUAUUGUACGCCGCUCUGUGUAAAGUCUCUCAUGCCUAUAGUAUUCGAAUGUGAAUACAGUUUGCGCUCCUUUG
Molecule: messenger RNA, 2947 nt
Organism: Ornithodoros turicata
Lineage: Eukaryota; Metazoa; Arthropoda; Arachnida; Ixodida; Argasidae
Product: neprilysin-2-like
Exons: 1
Coding region: 68-2803 (911 amino acids)
Biological process (GO): protein processing
Cellular component (GO): plasma membrane
Molecular function (GO): metalloendopeptidase activity
Source: RefSeq, a predicted model, not a curated record